Messenger RNA from Oncorhynchus masou masou (cherry salmon), 6742 nucleotides. RefSeq lists its product as uncharacterized. NCBI's taxonomy places the organism in Eukaryota, Metazoa, Chordata, Actinopteri, Salmoniformes, Salmonidae. The transcript is spliced from 10 exons. The coding region runs from base 419 to 3844 and encodes 1141 amino acids. The record is from RefSeq and is a predicted model, not a curated record.
UCCAAUCCGGCCAAUUGUCUCGCCCUGAUCCGAGAGCGAGAUUCAUUUAUUUAUUUGUUCGUAAACACAUCUGUAUUUCUUGCAAAAAAAAAAAACAUUGGCAGUUAGCGUAUACCUAUUUUGCAAAUAUACGGUUAGCUAGAUUUUAAAGAGACAUCUUGCCAUCUCUGUAUACUGGUUUACAAAGUGGCUAGGUUCUGAAAUGUAAUGCUAAACUGCCUUUUCGCCUUCCCAUCAAGAGCCGCUUUCCACCGGAAGCGCAGUUUAGAUAGAAAUCAUUAGUACGGGACGUCUGGAUGGAACAGCAAAUUGGGAUUUUAUCUAGGAGUUUGUAGGGCACGUCUUGGGGCAAGUUUGGUAAAGCCACCUAUCCACAGUGGGCGCAGAGCUCUGGUCGAGGCCCUUCAGCCCAUGUGUGAUGAUGUUGUCAUCUGUUUCGGCUGAUCCAAGAGGUGGUCAGCAGCUCCCCGGCUCCACGUCGGUGGGUCCAUGCCCUUCUCUCUCCCAGCUGUACCAUGAACAACUGGCCACGGGGUGCAGAGAGACUAGCAAGGACCAGAGGAAUGCUGCUGAGGAUGGAGGACCUCUGGUGACCGUGACUAUGUCUCACAGACCAGCAGAGAGCAAAGAUAGAGAUGGUGGUCUUGGGAUGGACUCUGGUGUGAGAGAGAGACAGACUCCGACAGGGCACAGGCAGAGGGCUUUGGGUUCGGUCUCCAGUUUGAGAGGUCCUGUCUAUGGGACUGCAGGCUCCUCCGAUUCCAGAAGAACAGAGACACGAGUGUCAGACCAGGUCCAAGGCACCCAAAGACCCGGCAACAAAGGCAAUGUCUGGGUUCAUCCAAAACAACUAGAGCCUACCUCCCCUCCUCAGGUGUGCCUCUCUGAUCCUACUCCCCCGGCUGGCCCCACGGGAGAGCAGCUGGGGACCCUGAAGCGCUGCCUGGAAGCCCACCAGGCAGAGAUGAAGCGGCUGCUGACGGGCUCCCUCGGCUCCCUGUGCCAGCGUCUGGAGGUGGUGGAGAGGAGGAUGGAGCAGCUCUGUGAGCAGGGCACCACACAUGGCAACAGCCUGGCUCUGCUCAGGAUCCAGGUGGGUCAGCUGGCAAGAGGGAUGACUGCUGCUGUCGCCAAACAGGACCUGUCACCUCUCCAUGGUCUGGGAAAGGAACCAAGAGUGCUGAAAGAAGAGGACUUCACCAAGUUGUUACCACACAGUCCUAACCCUUUGUGCAAUAUGGGCUCCUCAGGAGCAGACUUAGACAAGGGGAGUGUCACUGGAUGUCAAUGGAUGAUGACUGCAACAUUUUCACCCAGCCACAGUCCUGCCCUGAGCAGUGACCACAAAGAGGGGUUAGGUGGGAAAAUGACAAGAACAGAGUCAGGCCGGUCCGUAUCCUCCAUGGGAAAAGCUCCCUCUAAGUCGGUCACUAAGGGGUGCAAACAAGGGAACUACUCCCCUGUGUCGGACAUUGAAGAUCUGGACAUGGAGCUGGCGGCCGAGAAGGGGCGGGACGCUCUUAACUGGUUGGUCAAUUCUGCCCUGGCAGACACAGAGUCGAGUGACAGCCAGGAAGUGCCGCUUCCAUCCCCUUCUCAGAAGGCACAAUCUGGGAACAGGAGAGAGAGUAUAGAGACCCAUCCACACUCUCCUCAUGUACACUUCCCCACUGAAUCCCAAGGCCUGUCCAAAAGCACUGAGGUCCAUAAGUGUCCACUUACGGGUAAGGGUAGGACUAUGGCUGCAUUUCCUGAGGGGGUACAGUUGAGCCCUAUAGGAGCUUUCUCUCUGUUGCCACAUUCCGUUGAAGUUGUAAGGUCAUCUAGGCCUGAGCACACGGGAAGAAUAGCUCCUGCUUCAACUAACAUCCAACUUAGGAUCACCAGCCCACCUCGCACUGACCACACGGCCUACACUCAGUCCUCCAAAGAGGCAGAGAAAGACCAGAAGCCUGAGAGGAAGAGGCGGAACAAGAGGGAAGCCAAGGCACACUCGGGCGAUGAGUUUAACUCUACCGCCACUAAGUCCGUCAAGAGUAGCUUCUCCGCUCAGAUACAGGACCAACCACAGGUUGGUGUGGGCAGGGAGUCAGCCGAGGAGAGGCAGCAGAGUCAACAACACAAGCAGACUCUAAACUUUACAAUACCUCAUCAGCAACACAAUCCAUUGUCCCACGCCCAGCUGAAGUCUCCAGAUGGAGCAUCAUCACUAUCAGGUUCAGUCUUUGCACCCUCUUCCUGGUCCCCUCUGUCCACCCCACCCAUGUCUGGCUACGUGGACCCUCAGAAGGGCAAACAAGCCACGGAUCGAUCCUUCCUGCACUUCCACUCUUCCAGCCACUCUCUAGACUCCUCCGUAGCCUCCAAGCUCUCCUCUCCCCGAAAUGGCUCUUCUAAAUCUCUCAUGGUUGGUGUUAGAAAUUUCCACCCCCAAGGCCAGGCCCUCCUACUCCAGCUGUCGGACACAGCCAGCCAGCUUGUACCUUCCAGCCCAUCCCCGGAGCUCCCCUCACCCCCGGAUGGUGGUCGAAGUAGAUGGAGGAACAUCCCGUGCGUCUUCAACUCCAAGCUCAAGAACCACUGGAAUAAGGACCGGUCCUCCUGUAAGAAGCGGCCCCUGAAAGGCGUUCGCAGUACUAGUGGUGCUCUAGCCAUGUCUCUCCCAGAGCUGGAGGAGGAGACGUCGCAGCACCACUGGCAGCCCCUGGUGAUUCUGGGCAGCCCAAUCUUGCCUCUGUCCCCCCUGCAGCUAGGGCCCCUAGCCCAGACCUUCUCCUCCUUAUGCUGUAGCAGCAAGGCCCUGGACAGAGACUCUUCUACCCUGCAGCACGGCCUCUUCCCUGCCACAGGCCAGUUCCCCAUGUCCCUCUUCAGCCGGAUGGGCUUCUCCAAGUUCUCCAAGGCGGGUCUGAGCACCGUGCUGGCUGCAUCCUCCCCCGCCUCCUUCCGCCACUGGUUCAGACACAAGUGCCCCAUGCCCCUCAUGAGGUUGUCGGCCACAGCGGUGGAGACGGUGAUGUGUCAGAUUAUAGAGUCACAGAAGAAGUACAUGUAUCCUCCCCUCAAGGACUACACAGGCCCUCCUGGCCUGGACAAUGACCACAGUUAUGCUCAAUCGUGCAGUCAAGAAGCUACCUCUGUCAGAAUGUCUAGCACAGCAAGCAGUACGUCUCUCACCUUCUCACCGACAAGGCGGCGUUGGGUCAGACUCCCCCCAGAGCGGGCCCUUUCCAGCCCCAAGACCAGUCAUAGCCACAGCCCCAAGACCAUGCGUCUGGAUAACCAGCCCGAGCCUGUGCCCAGCUUUGCCAUCGCCAGUGCCAACGUCAAAUACCCUGGUCUGCAUGGCCGCAGCCCAACCAGAGAGGGUGGUCUGUAUGAUGCGAGUGUGGGAACCCAGCCAUGCCAGCGCUCCAAGAGGGUAUCCCAGAUCCGCAUCCGGAAGACUGUUCCCAAACCAGACAACAACCUCACUCCCAUGGGCCUGCCCAAACCAAAGAGACUGAAGAAGAAGGAGUUCAGCUUGGAGGAGAUUUACACCAACAAGAAUUACAAAUCACCCACUCCCAACAGGAGCCUGGAGACCAUCUUCGAGGAGCCCAAGGAGAAGAAUGGAUCUCUGGUCUGCAUUGGCCACCAGAAGAGGAAGCGUGUACUGGACUUCCCCGACUUCACAUUGCCGCGCAAACGCAAAGUCCGGGCCAACAUGGCUCCCCUGCGCGUAAAGGGCCCCAGGGGGCGUGGUCGGCGGGGGAGGCCUGACGAUGCCGACCUGGAUGUCAUGCUCAUCGAGAGGCUGAGCGAGCUGGAAGACUUCUUCACCCGCCAAGGCCUGGAGGACUGAGCAGUCCCACAAUACCCCCUAUUUCACAUCCAAAUACAAACUCUCACAAAUGGUACCCUAUUCAUCAUAGUGCUCUACUUUUGACCCAAGCCCAUCGGGUCAAAGUAGCAUAUUAUAGAGUGAACAAGUUAUCAUUUGUGACAUGCUACACACAUGCAUUGCAUACGGUUCAUCAUUCUCAGUUUUUGGACAGCUUGUUUUGUAACUUUAUUGGGCUUAUGAAACUGGAUUUUAAUAAUUAGAUCAUGUUAAGAGAUUUCUAUGAUCGUGUUAGGUUUUUCUACUUCGGGGCCCCUGAAAUGCCCAUUCAGAUGAUUUGUUUUAGAACUGGCAGACUUUGAAGUGCUAGAAAGAAUUGACGUAAUGUGUGCCUUUUAUGGAAAUUUAAACUCAAUCCAGCAAAGAGAGGAUUUUUAUGAUAGAUAAUGAAUAGUGGUUGAACAAUUACUACUUUGUUCUUAGGAACUAUAAUUGAACCUGUGAUAACAGAAUUGUGGGUGCUCAUACUUGGAUGUGUGCGUUCGUACACACACAUGGAACUUUUGCAUGUGAACACAUGGAAGACAAGUUUGACAACCCAUACCUGAGCACUUUCCCUCUUACCUCAUUCAGAUUUCUCAUCAACUCAUUCAUUAAAUUGUUGUUUUGAACGGGACCUUGUGAGGACACAACCGUUUCUGAUAGAGUCAACGGUAUAUAUGCAGCUUUACUCCCCUGAUGACAGCCUCACUGCUAGCCUGGCCUUAGGAAUGGAGGUAACUGACCAACUGGAUUGGUGCCCCAUGUCUCUCUACCUCCUCAUGCAUUGUUGGGAAAGAUGCUACAUGUGGGGGCAUCAGUUCAGUACAUCUCCCUGAUAACCCGAAUGGGAUCUAGAUGAUGAGGAGUUCCCAUCCUGAAUCAUAAUGAAACAAUACAUAUAUUUUGCAGUAUUUGUAAAGAAAAGGAAAAGUCCAUGAUUAACAGUCUUUUUCACCUGAUGUGCAUCAUCAUGUUUAGAUUUUUUUUGGUAGGCAGCCCCUUUUUUGUUUAAACUGUCAUAGACUUCAAACUCCUCUGCAUAGGGACUCUUGACACCAUUGACCAUGUCUGUCUCCCAGUAUUCUAAUGCUGGAUGGUCACAGGUUAGGGUUAUUCAAUUGUCUGGCUGUGAUAUGGCCUCAUCUUCUAAUAGCUGCUGAACAUUUCUAGGGACAGGAGUUUUCCUGAACAUGUGUCCUGGAAAAACUCUGGGCCCUAGUUAUCUCAAUUGCAUACUCCUUGUGUCCUCUCUCUCCUUUUCAAAACCCAUUGGAUGAGAGAGCCAGAGGUCCCUUCCCUCUGACCUCCAAUGGGUUUUAAGAAGUAGACAACGUGAGGCGUUUUCAAUUGAGAUCUUCCCAUAGAAUCUUUCAGGUGGUCACAUGGUCAGGAAAAACUCCUGGCUCUAACCAUUUUCCAAUGGAUAAGAAUGUGUUUGAGGAUUACAAGUAAUGUGCACUGAGUGGUCCUGUGCUUGGAUAAGUGAGUGGGCUGCGUGCCUGUAGAUAAUGUCCUAAUUCCUAUUGCUGCUAAAUCGCCUACCUAGUAUAUUAUAUUGCAAAAUGUAUAUUAUAGAUGUUAACGUUCAGAAUGGAUUUUUUUUGUUUGUUAUUUAAAAACUUUUUUUAUUUUAUUUUUACAUGUGAUCCAUAAAAUCCACAUCAGUCCAUGCCACAUGAUGUGGAGCAAAAUAUGGAUCCACUAACUGGUCUGUCUUACAACAGCAUUUACCCAUCUUCUCUUUGUGAGUGUGCAGCAAUCUUUCAUGUAAAAGUUAAAUCAGGCCUGUAAAUAGAUCCAUUAAGAACUCUGAUGCCUUAGAUUGGAAGACCUAGCUUGGUUGCCCGAUCUGUUUCUACACUUCUAGCAUUGUCAUACCAAACAGCAUGUCCUUAUUGCAAUCUCAUUUUUACAUUGAAUAAUGACUGGAGAUAAAGCAGGAACUUAACAAAAUCCUUAUCUAGGAACCAGCAAUGAAAUAGUUGUAGUGUUCAAUUCAUUACCAUAAUUCUCAUCAUGCAUUAUUUUAAAAUCAUGACCAUUUAUUGUGGAACACUCAUUUGAAGUGAAUACUUUGUCUAUCUGGGGUCAAUCAUCAUUACAUAUCAGAUAGGUCUUUGUUCGGAAUCAAGUGGAAACAUUCAGCUCGGCAUCAGCACACAUUGACAUAAUCCUUUCAUGAAUUGGUCAGAACCAUUUUUCAAGUGUCAUUACCUGACUAAUUUAAUGGGGUUUUCAUUAAACACCCAAGUAUUCCACUGUUCAAACUUCUCCAUAACUUAUACAGUGAUCUGCCAUUAUAAAAAAAAUUCUGGAGGUAGUUUUUUUAUUUAUUUUUAAUUAAUUUUCUCUUGUAUUUUUUUGUAUGGUUACUUUCGAAGAGAGCCUUCAUGCGGAUUGCAAUCUUUGUUUAUAUACUCAUCCACUGCCCUGGACCUAUUUGCCAGUAGAUUUGCUAGUGUGGCAAAAGUCUGCACAUAUUUACUCCCAAAGAGCCAGACCCUGUGAAGUGUUCUAGUGCCCCUUCUCUUCCUCACUCUGACCUCUGCUCUUGAGGCCAGAGAUGGAAUGGUAGAAAAAUGUGACAAAGUUAUUGGUGAGUGAUGUGAAAUCUUUUUUCUUUUAAUUUGACUAUAACAGGAUUCUUUAGUUUACACUGGUGUGUAGUGGAAAACGUGACACAUUUUGGGAACCCCCAUGUCUGAAAAUAAAACUUUAUAUUGCUUUUUAAUUUAAAAAAAAAUCCUUAUUUCAUCCUAUGUUAAGUGAUGGGCACUUACUGUAGACAUGCACCUCACAGACCAACACAAAGAUUAGUAUUGUCAAUCAUUUUAAUUGUAAUAUAUUUUACGAAUAAAAGUGUAUUUGUGUAAUUUA